Messenger RNA from Salvelinus namaycush (lake trout), 4376 nucleotides. RefSeq names its product v-myb avian myeloblastosis viral oncogene homolog-like 2a (gene mybl2a). The transcript has 8 exons. Gene Ontology annotation, biological process: regulation of DNA-templated transcription. The coding region runs from base 1317 to 3878 and encodes 853 amino acids. The record is from RefSeq and is a predicted model, not a curated record. Lineage: Eukaryota; Metazoa; Chordata; Actinopteri; Salmoniformes; Salmonidae. Gene Ontology annotation, molecular function: protein dimerization activity; RNA polymerase II cis-regulatory region sequence-specific DNA binding; DNA-binding transcription factor activity, RNA polymerase II-specific. Gene Ontology annotation, cellular component: nucleus.
UGGUCUUGAACAUACCCUUCCUCCUUACCCCUGUUCCCGGGAAAAAAAUCUGUUACUAAAAAACCCUAGGCGCGAGAUAGAAAUUGAAACGCAUGAGUCUGGUUGAUUCGUUUUCUACAGUUUAGCUACUUUACUUGCAAAAGUAUUGUAACUUAAAGUUGUUUGUUACGGUUAGAGUUCCGUGUCGGUUGAACAGACGGUACUGUGAGGCAAGGCCGCGACAGUUGGGUUUUGGGAGGUUUGCUGGACCCUCCUAGAAGCUGGGGGAAAUGUCCGGUUGGUCGCGCGGGUAAGCCAAUGCAAUGGGUUAUACGGUUUAUCUUAUUCAGUAGUGAAAAGGAGCCACGUGCAUCAACUUAUUCCACGAGAACCUGGAACUGUGACUGUAGCACAGAGAGCGAAAAUGCCGUGUUAAAUUGUGACGUUAUACUUCCAGUGGUCUUCGUGUUCAUUUUGGUUGUGAUCCGGAAGCUAGCUCGCUAGCUAACUGUUCAGUAACAGUCCAUUGCCCGUUUAGAAGCCGUUGUUGUUAUCGUGGCCAGCAGUCGGCUAGUAGUUGUUUGCUAGCAGACUGGACACGGUAGCUAACGUUACCGGCAUCUUCACCACCAGUUUCAGUCAAGAAUACGUUUUUUUCUGUCAUGUAAGAAUGCAACAAUUUGCUAAUCACAGUUUUAGUUAUCCACUUUUAAGUAGCACGGUGCAUAUUGUGGCAUUGAUUGGUGAAGAUAUUACUAAAUGUAUUUGCCUAAAUUAAAGGUUGUAUCGCUCGCAGCAGUAACAUGUAGUUUGUUGAUUAGCUAGCUAACUAACGUUACAUUGUUUCCAAGACUGGUGGAGUGGGCCUCAUGAAUUUGUUACAUUCAUUGUAUGUGAAAACCAACUUGUUACAAUGUUGCGCAGUUUGAAGCACAUGUAUUGGAAUUGUAUAUUUCACGUUGCCACUUUUUGUUGCAAUCCACAGACAUGAGGUACUAGAGCUGCAGUACUGUAGUUUGUUCGACUUUUUUUGUCGAAAUAGCUUUGUUAAAGGGUGCACUUUUAACGAUAGGGACCGGGUUACUUUUCACUUUUUGCCGAAGGACUUGGAGCAUUGUAAUAAGUAGGACAAUUUAUGUCAUAAUCAGCUGGCCUGCAUUUGUUGUCGGAAAACCAGGCGUUACAACCAUGUGUGGUGAUAAUUUUGUCCCGAGCGACUGAGAGAUACCACAAGUGGAAGGCUCGUUUCGUUGACAGGCUCAGGCUGAAUUUCGGCGCUGUACCAACCGUCAUUGGGUACAGCACCGUAUGGGACAUCACCACGUGUAAGAGACAGCAUGCAGAGUGAAGAUGGAGAUGAAAUGCUGUGUGUUGACACAGACUCUGAUGUGGCGGAACAGCGGGAGAGUUAUAAAGUUAAAGUGAAAUGGACGCAUGAGGAGGAUGAGAAUCUAAAGAUCCUGGUGCACAACUUUGGAAAUAGUGACUGGACAACUAUCGCCAGCUUCCUACCAGGACGCACAGAGUAUCAAUGUAUGCACCGCUAUAUGAAGGCUCUAGAUCCAGAUUUAAUCAAGGGGACUUGGACCAAGGAGGAGGAUGACAAGGUCAUUGAGCUGGUGAGUAAAUAUGGGACCAAGCAGUGGGCGAUGGUGGCCAGGCACCUGAAGGGUCGCCAGGGGAAGCAGUGCAGGGAGCGAUGGCACAACCACCUCAACCCGGAUGUGAAGAAGUCCUCGUGGACCCCAGAGGAGGACCUGAUCAUCUACAAAGCCCACUGUGUCCUUGGGAACCGCUGGGCGGAGAUCGCCAAGCUUCUACCUGGAAGGACGGACAAUGCUGUGAAAAACCACUGGAACUCAACCAUCAAACGUAAAGCCGAGAUGGGAGCAUAUGUUAUGGAUGAUGACGGGAGUCCGCCACCACCCACUUCUCUGGAGCAGGGCGAGGUAGAUUUUCGUUGUGACGUUGUUUUGGACACGGAGCCUGAACCUCCAGAGGUGAUGAGGCAAUAUAGAGAGGCUAUAUCCCCCAUGCAAAAAAUUAGGCCAAAAAAGGACUCUCACCCAGUCAGGUCAAAGACGGUGGUGUUCCCGGCUGUCUUAGCCAAGAGGGACUCCAACAGCCCCUACUCUAGCUCCGGUCCUAGCAGCGUCCCCACUCUCCACCAGUCUCGCCAGAAGAGCAUCACAGAGGCCGUGUUGCGGAUGAUAGCGGAGGACAUGCUGCCCCUCAGCUUCGUGGAGGGCUCAGGCUUCAGGAGCUUCAUGUCUGUGAUCGGCCCCCAAUAUCAGAGGCUGUCCCAGCGUGCCGUGGGCCUCCGGUUGUACGACGACGUGGAGAAGGCAAUCAAGCCCCAUCUGAUCCGCGACCUGAAGACCUGCUUGGCUGCCAGCGCGGGCGAUGCCGUUGUCCACGCCACCCUGGACCUCUGGGCCAGCCCCUACGCCGACCCUGUUGUCGCCGUGCAGCUGCACUUCCUGGAUGACGACUGGCACAUCCACCGGCCCACCGUGGCCUUCCGCCACAUCGGCCACAAGAACAUGAACGUGGCCAUGGCCCGGGAGCUGGAAGCCGUGCUGCUGAGCUACGGCCUGUUCCCCAACAACCUGGGUUACAUCAUCACCAACGAGGCCAAGCACACCAUCGCUGCCUACGACCUCUUCUGCGACUAUAGGAUCAUGUGCUCGUCUCAGAGGGGCGACCCGGACGAGGAGGAGAUGCUAGCCUUCCUGGGCGACCAGAUGCCCACGGAGGACUUCUCAGAGAUCCAGUUUGGCACGCGCUUGGGCUGCGUCGCCAACAUGCUGCAGCUGGUGAUCAAAGAGGCUCUGAAGAACUCUCGCGUGGUGGAGAACCUGCUGUCCCAGGUGCACAACGUGGUGGCCUUCUUCCGCCGCAGUGCCUACUGGAAUGAGGUGCUCCUGAAGGAGUGUGGCCUGUCACUGGCCCCCUCACCCGGCAGCUGCCGCUGGAAUUCCACCUUUGUAUCGAUGCGGCGGAUGGUACAGGAGGCGGUGUGGGGCUCAGUCAUGAUCCUGCUUGCCCAGGCCCGCAUUGAGGCCAAGGACUCGUCCAGCUCCCCGCCCAUGGUGAGGGCCAAGCGGGAGCAGGUGGUGGACAUCAUCGGCCUGCUGGAGCCGUUUGAGGAGGCCAUCCAGGUGCUUCAGAGCGAUGCCGUCACCUUCUCCCUCAUCAUCCCCUCCCUGAUCGGCCUGGACAAGACCCUGGAGACCCGCUCCACCAAUUACAGCCACUUCUCCAAGGGGCUCCGCUCCGGCCUGCACACACACUUCCAGCCCCUCAUCCUGCAGAGGGACCUGAUCCUGGUCACGGUGCUGGACCCCCGCAUUAAGCUCCAGCCCUUCGAUGACACGAAGCAGGAGGGGGACACCGCCUCCCUGGCCGCCCCCUCCAAGUUCCAGGUCCAAAUGCUGGUCAAGUCGUUGGUCAGUGACAUGGAUUCCUGGAACCCGGUGAAGCAGGAGGAGAGUGAAGAGAUCCAGGAGAACUCUGAGGCCUCCAGCUCUAACAGUGGCAGCGGCAACCUCAAGCGCAAGUCCAUCUUCAGUUUCCUCCAGUCUGCGGCCAAGAGCAUGAAGCUGUCUGAGCUGGACCAGUACUUGUCAGAGCCUGUGCUGGAUGGGGACGGCUCCACCCAGGUUUUCUGGAGAGACGCCUCACGGUUUCCCCAGCUGCAGAGGGCGGCCAGGAAGCUGCUGGCUGUGCCUGCCACCUCAGGCGGGUUUGACCGACUCUUCCCCAUGGCGUCCUGCAUCGUCAGGGCCAAGAGGAGCCGGCUGCCCCCUCACACCACCGAGAGGCUGCUGAUCUACAGGGAGUUCCUGAGGGGGAAAGACGGGAGGUCCAAUUCGAAUGGCGCAACUAAACCGUCAUAGACAUGCUGAACACAGUGCCUGCUACUGCCCUACAUAUCUCAUUAUCAGUCCUGUGUGUGCAGGGUUCUCUUACCCUAAUCUGUUACUCGAUUGUCAUCCAAGUUUACAUGAUUGAACAAUGAGCCGGGACAAAAACCUGCACACCAAGGAUUGAGCUUUGAGGGCUGAGUGAUGUCAUGUCAACAAAUGUAACACAACAGAAAUAAUACCUCUAAAUAAUAUUUUUGUAAUUAUGAAGUUAAUACAUUUUAGUUAUGUAAAAAAAUUGGAAAGAACAUGCUUCUAUGAGUGUAUCCUGGAAACUUUUCUUUACUUUUUGUGUUUGGAGUUUGAAUCUGCAAACAGAUAUCGGAAAUGUAAUUUUCUACAUAAGCAUUUUUUUUCAUUACCUGCUGUAGUUUUUUCUUUAAAGGGGCAAUCAGCAGUUGCUACAGCCAUUUUUGGACUUAUCAUUAAUUUAUAUGUACCCAUUGAUUCAUGAAGAAUAUAACUUAUAAA